AUGCUUUUGCUCCCUCUAAUCGUUUUUUCCGUGAUCAAUGCAUACUGCACAAGCCGUAUUUCAACGCCAGACUUUCAAGCUGUAAACUUUGCUCAGGCAAAAGAAAGACGAAAACUAAACGGAAGCGUUAUAAAGCAAGUUGAUGUGAUGUCAGAAGAUGACUGCAGCUUUCAAUGCGUCACGGAUGAACAAUGCCUCUCUUACAACUUUGGGAACACAAAGAACAGAUCGGGGACAUUCGUUUGUGAGCUGAGCGAUUCCGACCGAUUUCUUGACGUCGGUAAUUUCACAGAAGAUGACAAUUUUAAGUAUAGAGGAGUGCAGGUAACAUUAUCGCUAUUUUUUAUUUAAAUUCAAACGUGUUAUUUUCUCUCAACCAGAAAAAUCCCGCAUACUAGUAUACUUAACAUCGCGCCAAAUAAAGAAAGGCUAGCUAUUUAGCUAUAUCAAAAAAUGUCUGAAAACAUCAGUCAGGGGUAGUGAGAACUCGAACUUAAUUUUUCUGUGCUGCUUUAACUGACGAGUACAGUGGAAGCCCUUUGCGGAAAAAAAACUGCUUAAAUAGAAUACUAGAGUCGCUUUAUUUUUAUCAAUGGUGUGAUUAAGAUGAGAAGGAUUCAGAUUUCUGUUUGAGAGAGUUUCCUUAGAUUUGGGGCGAUUUCACGCUAGAGAUAAAACAACACAAUCCGGAUAAUCCAGAGGGAUGGAAGAAUGCAUGAUUGUUCGUCCAAAGUGAAAACCGUUAUGUGUUCACAUUGAGACCGGAAUUUCAGAUUUCAGUCAAAAUAUCUUGCAUGGAAAAGGGCGUUCACCGUUCGAAUUGGAGCUUUUUUUUCAUCUAACGCUUAGCUGUCAAUAUACUAUUAAGCGUUGCAUCCAUGAGCAUGUUUUUUUUUUUCUUUGGACAAAUCAACGUUAAGGUUUCAGACAUUAUUAUAUAUAUUAUGAAGAUUAUAUGAAAAGAUUUUAAAAAAUUCGUUCGAGUCGUUUCAGAGAUAUACAAAAAAGCGCUAAAAGUCCAAAUUUUGAAUGAAGUUGCACUUAAACAGGUGGUGAGAAAACGGGUUAGUUUUUAAGAUCGAAAAUACACCCAAAUUUCCUAACAUCGAAAUUUGAUAUUAAGCAACAUUCUGACGCUACUUAAGAAUAAUUUGAGUCAUUUAUAACGUUUUAUUAAUAAUCUAUCACGGCUAUUGAAAAUUUAAGGUUUGAAAUAUAUUUUUGUUUUAGUCGAAUUCAAACAUACGGAUUUUGUUUACUUCUUACGGAGAUUAGCUUAUUAUAGGAAAUUAACGCUCCAUGAAAUUAAGGUAUUGGAAAUUAACGCGACUUAAAUUAACGCGAAUUUAGUGGGAAACGACUUUCGAAUAAAGAAAAUUAACGCGAAGGAGGAGGUAGAAUUUCAUAAUAAAAGAAAUAAACGCGAUUAAUUACGCGAAAUCGAAGGAGAAGAUACUGACAUCACUUCUGACAGCGACAACAAUGAACUCGAAAUAUUGUAAACAUUCGCCUUAGCUUUUGUGAAAGAUGAAAAAAUAAAGAGUAAAUGGAAAGAAAGAAAGCUUGUAGUUAACGUUUUUUAGGUGUGAAGAAUGUCUGGACAGGUUCCAAUAUGGGGUUAAAAUACUGGAAAUUAAGAGCGCGGAAAUUAACGCUGCACUUAAUUAACGCUCAACAAAAUUAACGCGACUUAAAUUAACGCGAAUUUGAACGAUUCGCGUUAAUUUCAUGGAGCGUUAAUUUCCUAUAAUAAGGUAUUUGCUUAACACCAAACUUUAAGUUCCUAGUGUUGGAUUUUCAGUAGCUGGUCUAGAUCGCGCAAAAUUAAAUUGUGACAAAUUUCAACCUAUAGCCAAUCCUUGGUGAAAAUUUUAUAACGAUCAGACAAGGAUAAAAUCACUUUUAAAGCGAUUGAAAAAUAUCGGUAUGGCCUUUGAAAAACUAUAUCGAAACACCUUAAUACGAUAAUUUUUAAAGCUAUAAAGCUUGUGGGGUCGUGUGUCUAAGAAUCAAAGUAACCUAAUAUACAUCAAAACAUAUAUGGACACAGUGAUAUAAAAUUCUGUUGUCUGCAUCUUAUAGCAGAUGCAGACGUAUAUUCAAAUUUGAAAUCUAUGAAAUAAUCUUCAGCGCUGACACGCUUCCUGAGCUGAUUAAAAUUCAGGGUCGCAGAUCUGCGAAGAUGUUUCCUUGUCAUUCGGUGGUUAACAAAGUUCUAUAACGAUGCACCUCUAUAUGUUUCUGUCUCUCUCCUUCCUCUCAUCUUUGCCUCCUCUUGAGAGACCUCUGCUAGCAGGGAACUCUAUAGCAGAAUCAUGUGAAAUAAAGCAAUUCAUAGAACCACCUGCUUGCGGGGUAUACACGGCCGACGUCAUUCUCCAAACUAUUAACAAAGACAUUAAAUUAAACAAACUUAAAAGCAGAGCUCCCAAAGGAAAACAAGUAAGAUCACUACCAUACAGUCAUCCCAACUGUUAAGCCAAAACUUAAGGGGAGGUCCCCACAAACUAGGAAACAAAUUAUUUCACAUUAAUAAAAACCAUGUUAACGCGUCUUUACUAGACAAUACAUCCGGACGAAUGUCAGCACAUUUUUGACACUGGCCCAUACCAGAUGAUUUGCGUUUUUCCGAAUUUAGAAAAACUUUUACAAGUAAUUUCAAUCAUAGGUAUGUAUCUAAAAGUGCCUGAAGCAAGCCACCAUGAGACUAAAAGUUGAAAACAAUGCGUUCAGAAUGUUACUUGCUUUCGGCUUUCCAAAUGUAAAAUAUGAAGGAACUAAUUUUUUUAUGAUCCUUAAAAGCAAAUCGCACUACCAAAUUCAUUGCAUUUUGAAAAAGUUUAUGCAGAAAAAUGAGAAGAAUAGUCUUGUUGUUCUCAGGUCAAGUAACUUUAAGUUUCGUAGGCGUCAGCAAUGUUCUGGUCAAGGCCUGGAGAAACAUUUUCUCAUUGUUAAAACAUUUCCGAUCUAAAAUCUACAAUAUAUUUGAAAACGUGCAUCCCCUCAAAAGUUAAAACGUUUUCAAAUGUGAAAUUUCCGCCAAUUUGUUACUAAUUCACUCAGACGUACAAGGAGGGGAGUGGAUGCCACCUCCGCAAGGGGAGGGGGGAGGGGAAGCCACCUCCGCUGAGGUUUUUUCUAAGUUUUAUCCUAAGUUUAAGUUUUAUCAUCAGCAUGCCUGACGUUUUCAGCAGCUGUUCGUUCAUCCCUUGCGCACAUUUUUAGACAAGUUUAGUGAUGGUCGGUUGCUAUGGUUACGAGAUAUGACGUCAUAAGAAGCAGGUGGCCAAGCCAUUUUCGAGUGCAAAUACAUGUUUUUCUUCAACUCUUUCGAUAAUAAAAGUAAAUCUUGCGGGUAAAAUCAUGAGAAUGCUUAUUUAUAUGUUAUUUUUCAUGUAAAGCACAAAAAAAAUACCAUUUCCCGCAGUUUUAACCUGAUUUCUAAUUCUUGGUAAACAGACGGUUAACAGGCAUUUCCUAUGAGAUAAGGCCUUUAUAUAUCAGUAGUGUCUGUUCUAUAUUAAAUAUACUAUUUACCCAACUUCAAGUAAGUAACACUCGCGAUCAGCUUACUCUUUUCCCUUUAUUCGUUAAGGCUUAACGUCUUCACAGCUUCAACGGUAAAAAAUAGCUUUCGCUUUUUGGCGUACGGCGUCAAAUAAGGUUCAAAGUUUGAAGUUUAGUAUACUCAACAUGUUGUUAACUUGCCCAAGUGUAAACGCGGAUAAAUUCUUAAGUUUAAUUAAAACCCUUGAAGUCUUACUGUACAAUCAAUUAAAAAUAUUUUAUGAUGAAGUAUACUAUUUUCAGUAGUAUAUCGUGUGAUAAAAAUUGUUAUUUUACAAGCACGUACUUACGCGUGUUUCGCCCGAAAUAAAUCAAAUGAGAAAAAUUACGCGUGAAGUAUGACGGAUAACAAUUCCGCACUUUUCUUUGAUAACUUUAAGAGCGGUUAAGUUAAGCGUAGCAAAGCAAGUGUUUUAUGCUAUGUUUCAGAUUUAUUCCUUAAACCCAUUUAAUGUGAAUUACAUAGCAAGGCGGAAAUUUCCCUGACGCAGGGCACCUCCGUUUCUAUGAAAAAAUCUUACUGCAGUCUGGUGUUAUGUAAUUACUUCUGUCGCUCUCGUAAUCCUGCGUCUUUCAGAAAUGUGAUUUCUAAUUAUAGUAAGCUUCGCUGUUCUCGGCCCAAAAGCCCGAGCUUAUAAGUUUUUUCGAGACAUAUCUCGGGAGGAGGUAGGGGGUAGGGCGAUUAGGCGACCAGCCGCGAAAGUCCUGUUGCAUAACUUGUAGGCUCAUUUUGUUAACCCUUUUCAGCCCCUUCUCACCAAAAAGCGGAAUAACUUCGUAACCGUUCAAUCUAUGACCACAAAACUUUUUUCCUAAAAAGUAUCUGGGAACACUUUUAAAACGUCGUGACGUGUGUGUCAAUAUUGACGUUACCAUGGCAACCAAGUUUUAACAGCCAUGUUUUUUAACCUUUGUAUCUUUUAGUUUCAUAAAAAAAAGUUUAUUCCUGUUUUUACUUGUUAAAUUGUUAUUUUACAGUUAAAUUAGCAUCAUUUUAUCAAAUUUUUUAUAACUGUUAUUGUAAUCCAGGAUUUUAAGUGACUCGUUUGAGAAAAAAAAAUCACUUUUGAAAUGACCAAAUGGCAGAUGCUAAGGUCAAUUGUCAGCAGUAUUCAUAUAUUUUUCUUGCAUGUUUUACCUUUAAAGCAUCCUUUUAUAUACAGAUCAAAUUUUCUGUUACGAUUACCUCGAUUUAUACAAGUUUUAAGUAAAAUGGAAUACAUUUAAUUAAUUCAAAAUUUGAGAUCCAAGAUAGUGGAUGGUUCCAGUACCUUCUUUAAUAAGAAAUGACGUCUUCAUGACGUCACUGCUAUUGUUAAAGAUUAUAAAUGUGUUAGCUCUCUUCUUAAUUUCUAUCAGAUAUAUUUUAGUGUUUUUUUGUUUUAUAUAUGGUUACUUUAUAGGUAGAAGAAAAGACAAAAUUUGGUUUCUGGCAAUAAAAUUCAAUAAUGGGUCGUCGUAAUUCUUUUUGUUGGCUGUUGUUGUUGUUGUUGUUGCUGUUGUUGUUUACCUUGUCAAGGAAAAACUUGAACGGUGGCUUAAUUGUGUCAAAAUCGUUUGAAAAUUUGCGUAUUUAAUAUGUUUUUCAUUCAUUACAGAGUGUCUGCGAGUCGAGCAAAUUGAACCCGUGCGGUGAAAAAGGUAUCUGCAUUCCAGACUACUCCAGGGACAGUUUUAGAUGUAAAUGUGACACUGAUUACGAAGGAAUACCGUGUGGUAAGUGUCGAAAAAAAAAUGCGGAUAGUUUGCUGCGAUUUUACAAAUAUUGUCCCAGUCGGGACUAUCUUCAAAGGCGCCGCCGGCAAAAUUUGCUCCGGGUAAAAACUGGACAAAAUCGACUAAAUAAACAAAAAUGCGUGUUUCUUGUCUAUCAGUGCAAAGCCAUUAUUCUUUUCUUUCACAAAUGCAAGUGUUGUCAGAUGUAACGGCCUGAUAAGAGUAAAUAGUUUCCAGUGCGGAUAACGUUUUUCAAAACAAAAACUGUCACCAUACAAUCUUUGGUUUAGAUGUUUCAAAGACAAUUCCGAUUUUGCCUGCAAGUGCGGAAAGGCCCAUUGACGUAACCGUGAUUACAGCCGUCUUUUUCAAAAUUUGAAAUAGGUUUUAUUUCUAUUUUUACUAAUUGAGUUAUUAUAUUACAUGUAAUUUAGCAUUAUUUUAUGAAAGUUAUAAAAACUAUUAAUGAAAUCCGGGCAUUUCAGAAAUUAAUUUGUGAAAAAAGAAAACAUGAGUUUAGAAUGAUUAAACGGCAGAUGCUGAGUUAAAUUUUCAAUACUAUUCAUCUCUCUCGGAAUUUCAUAUUUUUGCAGACUUUUUGUUGUUGUUGUUGUUGUUGUUUUGUUUUUUUUUUGCUUCCUAAGUAUCCUUUUUAUAUUGAGAUAAAGUUCUCAAUUAUUAAAAUACCUCGAUUUAAAUCGGUUUUAAGUAAAAUGGAAUACAUUCAAACAUUUCAAACUGGUGGAUCCAAGAUGGCGGAGGGUCACAGUUCCUUUUUUAGUAAUAAAUGAAGCCAUCAUGACAUCACUGGUAGUGUUAAAGAUUCUUUAUGUGUUAGCCAUCUUCUUGAUUUUAUCAGACACCUUAUUGUUUAAGUAUUUUUCGAUUUAUGUCUACUUUGGAGGAGGCUUAGAUUUUGCCAAAAAUUCACCAAUAUGACGUCAUAAUAACGUCAGACUACGACAUUGUGUCAAUCAAGUUAUGCCUAGAAGUUGGAAAUGAUAUGUACAUCGUUCUGGAGACCGUAGCAUGAACGAUUUUUGCAGCUAUGAAGAGGGCCCUAAUUGAGAAAAUCCUGAUGACUGUUAAAUCCUUGGUACAUGAAAUGUAUCCUGCAACUUAUAGCAGGCUAAAAGUCACAAAACUAGAAUGCAAUAAAGAAGCACUUUAGGCAGUCUUAAUACUGACGUCGUCGUUUCCAUUUUAGCUCAUGUGUGAGUUAAACCGUGGAUGGCUUCACCGGCAUGUACAAAUUAUUUCAAAAGUUGAAAGAGCUAGUUAUCUUGAACAAUUUGUGCAAUUUUCAGCCUUUUUGCAAACACUAUCUAAGAAAAUAGUGGCGAUUAAAAACUGCGAAAUGGCUAGGUGGCAAAACGUUAUAAAUCAUACAAUUUUUUGUAAAAUAUCGAUUCCUUAAAACCAAGAGAGGAUAAAGGGGACAGAGAAGGUAUCCCCCAUACACACCCUAUUCCAUAGUUAAUUCGUCUCGAGUUAUUUUCAAGACCACAGAUCCCAAGCGGGAUAAGACAACAGCCAAUCACAUAGCGCGAAUGUGUUCCGCGUUGAUGACCCAAGAUCAGAGCCACGCGUCCUUUACGAAUUGACGCAGAACAAAAUGGCGGAAGACGCAGAGAGCGAUAUUGCUAUUCGUUUUGUCGACGAAAACUACUACAGAGAGAUUUCUGCUAAAGCUGUGUCAGCGAAACGGAAAAUAAAAAAGAAUCGCCCUUCCUCUCUUGUAUAGAGCUAUCAGUACAGCAGGGAAAUCCCUAACACACUGAAUAUUCUCUCAGGAUCAUUUACAAUUUACAGCAAUUUACAGUUUGAAGAGAGCAAGGAGCAAGGAGCAUGAAACUCUGAGUAGCAAUAAAUGUCUUCGACCAAAUAAUCCAACUCUGCAAAUCUAUAUAUAUAUAUAUAUAUAUAUAUAUAUAUAUAUAUAUAUAUUUAUCAGGCUCAAACUUUCAGAGAUUUAUAACAUUGCCAUUUUUUCAAUCUUGAGAGAUUUAUGUUGAUACUUUGAUCAGAGAAUGAGCAUAAUGCUGAUAAGGCAAGAAUGUAAACGAAGGUUAAUCAAUAGACAAAGCCUUCAAAUCCCUACUCUUUCAAACAAGGCGUUCGAAUUAACAGCAUCAUUUUUUUUAUUUUUGACACUGUUUCUAUCGAGGAAAUUUCCCGGAAGAACUUGGAAGCCCAGAUAAUUGACGUCCCUCUUGUUGACCUUUGAGGCUCUCACGAAACUGGAGCUUUUAUAUAUCAGUCUCUGCGAUGGCUAACCUCAGUUUUUUUGUAUUGAAUAUCCUUCAGAACCAAUAAUGAAAAGCUGUUCUCAACUUGCUCAAAAUGGCUUCACAUCGAAUGGGUUGCAUUACAUUUUUCCAGAUGGUGGCAACCCAAUAGAAGUUCUCUGUGAUAUGACAACAGACGGUGGAGGCUGGACCGUUAUUCAGAGACGUUUCGACGACGCAGUUGAUUUUUAUCUCGGAUGGGAGUCAUACGCAAAUGGGUUUGGAGAUCUAAACGGUGAGUUCUGGCUUGGAAACGAUAAUAUACACCGUUUGACAGCCUCAAGUGAUAUCAUGCUUAGAGUUGACCUGGAGGACUUUGAUGGAAACAUAACAUACGCUGAGUAUACGACUUUUCAAGUGGCUGACGAGGCAGAUAAAUACAGGAUUACGAUUGGAGGAUACAGUGGUACGGCUGGCGACUCGAUGAUAAGUAGCGACACUGGGAAGUCCCUGAGGUAAACAAAUAAUUGGCUGGCAUUUCAUAAGUAUAACGGGAAAAACUCUAAUUUCAUAAUUAGAGGCCAAUUCUAUAAUAAAAAAUCUUUUAUGUCUUUUAUAAUGUGCUUGUUAUUCCACUGAUGAAGCGGAAAAAUACCCCAUUAUGAUUUGAAGGUACAGUGGUAUGCCUGGCAACUGGAGUGUUCUUAUAUGGUUAUGUACGUAAAUAGCUCUUCCUCUAUAGUUUCUCCAGGGCGCACUUAAAUUGGAGCCACACUCUGUUGAGUGACGCUCGUCAUUGUUUUUGUUUUUGCUUAUCAAAGAUGGGUAAAUAAAUAAACAAAUUACAAAUGAUUUUUAUUAUAAACUGCCGCAAGGUUAGCCUCGUUGGAUGAGCGCCGGUUUGUAGAGGGGGUUCUCGGUUCCAACGCUGGCCGGACCACCAACCAGGCACUUAAAACAGCUGGUAAGGUCAUGCUGGCUGUGAUCUAUGAUCUAGUCUCAGUUCAGGUGAUCGCGUCAUUGGGCGGUGAAGUGAAACCGUUGGCAUUGACUCCCCCAUCCUUCCUUAUCAGCUGGAAGGGAACAUGAAAAAGCCCACGCUUCUGAAAAGGGUAACGGACUUAGAUCUAGCAUCGCCACCGCAGUUGUCCCUUUCAUAAUAUAAACGGUCGUUGCCAUUUUUAGGACACUUAGAAAAUGUUUGACCUGUAAGUUAUUGAGAGUGUUUCUAUUAAAAAAGAAAGAAAAUCGCAAUCCAGGGUCGAACCCGAACCACGAACCCGGAGAUUUUGAAUCUUAAUCUCUCUCCCUUACAACUACACUACCACACCGACCCGCCAAAAUUCCGAAAAAUUUAAGUACAUAAAUUAGCAAACUGUCUUUCUUAACUGUUACAUCAAUCACAGGUGAUCCUAGCCCUUUCCAUAACUUUUAUCGUAAAUUCAACUUGGGCUUCAAGGUCCUUCUUUCUAGGACUAUUCAAAAACGCAUUAUUUUUCUUAUUGUAGCUUAAUCCAGGGAAGAUAUUUUAUCUAUCAUGACUAAAGGCUUUGUUACCAAUGGUGGCAUAGACCGUUCCAAAGGGCAACGACCGUUUACGAAAGGGAAAUAGGCGACGCCACCACAAGUUUCGAAUCAAUUUAGGUUUCUGGGAAACUGCCCACCUACCCCUCCCCUAAGCUAACAUGAACACGUACUCCUCACUUAGGGCAAAAUGGUGGACUAGGGGAGGGGUAGGUGGGCAGUUUCCCAGAAACCUAAUGAAGUCUGAGGAACGAGCCCAGAAAUUCCAUACUGACGACUCGUCACAACUCAAAUCUGGGUAGUGCUUUUGAUUGGUUGAAGCAAAUUUCCCACGCGGUACGAUCAAUCAGAAGCACUACCCAGAUCUGGGUAGUGAGGGGUCAGGGUGGAAUUUCUGCACUCGUUUUUCAGACGUAGUUUCACUGGGACACCAGUGUUGGCGUUGCGAAAUGUCGGUACUUUUCUCAGGCGUAAAUCAACGCAGACUAGAAAACCUAUAAAAACCUAUAGUGCGGUCAAUCGUUUAUAGGGUCCACGGGUCCCCAGCGAUCGGUUAUACACGUUUACCCUGCCAAAUAUUGGCGAAUCUAGUAAGUCAAAUCAGAUCAUUAAUAUGCAUUUACAUUUUUGAGAUUUUAUUCAUAACCACACAAGAGAUUCAGUCUUGUCGAGUCGUCAAGGCUGACGGUAGAAAACAAAACUAGCAACUGAUUAUAAGACUACAAGAAGAUUAUAAAGUUAUAUUUAAAUUUUUGUCUCCACAGUGGCACGCAGUUUUCAACCAACGAUUCCGACAAUGAUGCCUUGAAAUGGACCCACUGUGCUCAAAGCAAGAAAGGGGCAUGGUGGUACUCUGGCUGUAGCGCGUCAAACCUUAAUGGGUGGUAUCAUAAUGGUGGAUAUAUACAGAGCGAUAUUGGAAUGAAAUGGGAGACAUUUAGAGGACAUUUUUAUUCACUAAAACGUACUGAGAUGAAAGUAAAACCCAAAUCGUAA
Molecule: messenger RNA, 10031 nt
Organism: Porites lobata
Lineage: Eukaryota; Metazoa; Cnidaria; Anthozoa; Scleractinia; Poritidae
Source: the annotation of a GenBank genome assembly